Molecule: messenger RNA, 3176 nt
Organism: Pipistrellus kuhlii (Kuhl's pipistrelle)
Lineage: Eukaryota; Metazoa; Chordata; Mammalia; Chiroptera; Vespertilionidae
Gene: TESK1
Product: testis associated actin remodelling kinase 1
Exons: 10
Coding region: 1040-2917 (625 amino acids)
Biological process (GO): actin cytoskeleton organization; positive regulation of stress fiber assembly; protein phosphorylation
Cellular component (GO): nucleus; cytoplasm
Molecular function (GO): protein serine/threonine kinase activity; ATP binding
Source: RefSeq, a predicted model, not a curated record
GGGGCAGGGUCUCGCGAGAGGCGGGGCUUCCCCGCAGGUGAAGGCCGCUUUUUGGAGAAGCGGGGUCCUCGGGGCGGAAUAGUGCGAAGGUCCAGCCUGGGUGUCACUGGGCGGAGGCUCUGGAAUUUGAACUUUGCUCGAGGGCGCCGGGAUGGAGUGAGGAGGAGUUGGCGCCACCGUGGGGAUGGGCCGGCCCAGGGCUCGCCGCAGCCCGUGGGCAUCCCUGCAGCCCGAGCGGGGAGGACGCCCCGGGGAGUCCAGAGGUCCACGGAGUAGGGGUGGAGACACGGGGGGAGGUCAGGCAGGGGGACGGGUGGCCGCCUUCGGUUUGGGUCGGCCCUGAGGGUUCCCUACUCUGCCCUGUGGGUCCAUGGAGCCCGGGAAGAGAGCGUUUUCCCGAGCCCGGCCCCCAGCUGACAGGGACCCGCGGGUGGGAGCGGGGACGGCGCUCCCCGGGCAGCUGCGACAUCGGACCUGCGCGUCCGCACAGCCAGCGCUCGGCUGCCUCCCGUGGUCCGGCUCCGGCCUGAGUUUGUCCUUUGCAUCCGGACGCCGCAGACCCCUCGCCUGCAGGAGGGUCCCCGCCGCGGGAGGGGGUGCGGCCCGGGGGGGCGUGGCCGGCGCCGCGGGCCGGGCUCCAAGGAGUUAAGCGGAGGCCGCCCAGCCCCGCCCCCGGCAGGCCGCGAGCCCGAGCCCAGCGGUGCCGCCGCCGAGCAGCCGCCGCCGCCGCCCGCCUCCGCCCGCCGGGAGCCCGCCUGCCCGCCGGCGCCCGGGAGCGCCGCCGCCGCCCGGCCCAGGCCCAGGCCCAGGCCCAGGCCCAGGCCCAGGCGCCGCGCAGAGCGGAGCGGCGGCCCCGGGACCCAGCGAGCCCGCACGGCGGGGGCGGGUCCGGGGUCUCCGGCGGAUCUUCCAUUCUCCGAGGCGGGAGCGGGAGCCCCGGCGCCCCGGCCCCGGCUGGGCCCGCUCCCAUGGCCAGCGCGGCUCGUCCCGGGCGCAGGGGGCCGGCCAUGUGAGGCAGGCCCGGGCUGGGGGCCCGGCCAUGGCCGGGGAGCGGCCCCCGCGGCGGGGCCCGGGGCCCGGGCCGGGAGAGGCGCCGGGGGAGGGGCCGGCGGGCGCGGGCGCGGGGGGAGGCCCGGGCCGGGGCCGCCCCUCCUCCUACCGGGCCCUCCGCAGCGCCGUGUCCAGCCUGGCGCGCGUGGACGAUUUCCACUGCGCCGAGAAGAUCGGCGCCGGCUUCUUCUCCGAGGUCUACAAGGUGCGGCACCGACAGUCUGGGCAAGUGAUGGUGCUGAAAAUGAACAGGCUGCCCAGCAACCGGGGGAACACGCUACGGGAGGUGCAGCUGAUGAACCAGCUCCAGCACCCCAACAUCCUGAGGUUCAUGGGGGUCUGUGUGCACCAGGGGCAGCUGCACGCUCUUACAGAGUAUAUGAACGGGGGAACCUUGGAACAGCUGCUCAGCUCUCCUGAGCCCCUCUCCUGGCCUGUCAGGCUCCGCCUGGCUCUGGAUAUUGCUCAGGGCCUGCAGUACCUGCAUGCCAAAGGCGUAUUCCACCGAGACCUCACAUCUAAGAACUGUCUGAUCCGUCGGGAAGGCCGAAGCUUCACAGCUGUUGUGGGUGACUUCGGGCUGGCUGAAAAGAUUCCUGUGUACAGGGAAGGGGAAAGGAAGGAGCCAUUGGCUGUAGUGGGCUCCCCGUACUGGAUGGCUCCAGAGGUGUUGAGGGGUGAGCUAUAUGAUGAAAAGGCCGACGUCUUCGCCUUUGGGAUUGUCCUCUGUGAGCUCAUCGCACGAGUCCCUGCGGACCCCGACUACCUGCCCCGCACUGAGGACUUUGGGCUGGACGUGCCUGCUUUCCGGACCCUGGUAGGGGAUGACUGCCCACUACCCUUCCUGCUCCUGGCCAUCCACUGCUGCAGUAUGGAACCUAGCGCCCGUGCUCCCUUCACCGAAAUCACCCAGCACCUGGAAUGGAUCCUGGAGCAACUGCCUGAGCCAGCCCCCCUCACCAGGGCUCCCCUGAUGCACAGUCAGGGGUCUGUCCCAAGAGGGGGUCCCUCUGCCACGCUUCCCAGGCCAGACCCUCGGCUCUCCCGAAGCCGAUCAGACCUCUUCCUGCCCCCAUCACUAGAAUCACCCCCGAACUGGGGAGACAAUCUGACUCGAGUCAACCCCUUCUCACUGCGGGAAGACCUCAGGGGUGGCAAGAUCAAGCUCCUGGACACACCCAGCAAGCCAGUCGCCCCCCUGCCCCUUGUACCACCAUCACCACUGUCCUCCACCCGGCUGCCCUUGGUGACGACUCCAGAGACCCCGCUCCAGCCUGGGACACCUGCCCGUCGCUGCCGCUCGUUACCAUCAUCCCCUGAACUCCCCCGGCGCAUGGAGACAGUUCUGCCAGGCCCUGGCCCGCCCUCUGCGGGUCCCGUGGCGGAAGAGAGAAUGGAGUGUGAGGGCAGUAGCCCUGAGCCAGAACCCCCAGCUCCCCAGCUGCCCCUGGCUGUGGCCACAGACAACUUCAUCAGCACUUGUUCAUCAACCUCCCAGCCCUGGUCCUCCAGAUCAGGACCUCCCCUUAACAACAACCCCCCAGCUGUGGUGGUGAACUCCCCACAGGGCUGGGCCGGGGAGCCCUGGAACCGGGCCCAGCAUAGCCUGCCCCGGGCAGCGGCCCUGGAGCGGACAGAACCCUCGCCGCCCCCUUCAGCUCCUCGGGAUUCCGACGAGGGGCUACCCUGCCCUGGCUGCUGCCUGGGCCCCUUCAGCUUUGGCUUCUUGUCCAUGUGCCCCCGCCCCACACCAGCUGUUGCUCGCUACCGCAACCUGAACUGUGAGGCGGGCAGUCUCCUCUGCCAUCGAGGGCACCGCGCCAAGCCACCCACACCCAGCCUUCAGCUGCCUGGGGCACGCUCUUAGCAGUGGGGCCUCCAGCUUCGGCCUUCAGGAUGCCCUGUGAGGACUGCACAUGCUCGACAGUGCCAGCCCCUGAUGGGCUGACCAGCUGCUUCGUAUAAGGGAACCUCAGCAUGGACUCAAGGGACAGAACAUUUCCUCUCCACCCUGGGCUUGCAGUCCCACGGGGAUCACACAGCAUUGCUGACACUCGAGACUAACACGUGCAAAUUAUUUAAAAAUAUUUCAAUAAAACUGCCUGGCUGGCUCCGGGCUGCCCCUA